UAAGUCCGGCGCUCGGUUACAGUUUCAACCGCGGGACCGCGGUAUAUAUUAUUUGUUUGUUCAGCGCAUUAUGUUAUUUUUCCCGGUUUUGAAAACAAAUAUUUCAUAGGGCGCAAUACACAGGAAUAUAUUAAAUAAAAGUAACGAAACAUUUGAAAUUGAUAAAUGAGACAAAUUAAAUAUUUAUCCACGAGGCAAAAUGUCAAACGAUACGAUUCAAUAUUCGGAUAAAUACAAUGACGAUAAAUACGAGUACAGGCAUGUCAUUUUACCUGCUGAUCUUGCCAAACUUGUGCCAAAAUCUCAUCUAAUGACGGAGACCGAAUGGCGCAAUCUUGGAGUUCAGCAAAGCCCUCGUUGGGUUCAUUACAUGAUGCACGGCCCAGAACCACAUGUAUUAUUAUUCCGAAGAUUAAGGAGUGAUGUAUCACAGGUAACAAGAAAUGGGCCUGCACUUGCAGGGAGCCAACCAGCUUGAAACCGAAUCAUCCAAACAAACGUCGCAGUUAUUAUUUUGAUAUGAAUAAUGAAAGCAGAGAAAUAUGUGAAUACAAGCAGAGCAAAUAAUUUUUGCUUGAAAAUCCAUUGAAUAGGAGUGUCAAGAGGUUUAAUAAUUUUGGGUAAUAAUUGCAGGAACACUGAAGGCUUUCGGGCCUGCAUUUUACAAUAGUGUAUGUUUUAUUGACCAAAUGAUCUUAGGGCAUAUUAUACUGAUAAUUAAAACAUACCGUUGAAUAUUUGGUGUCAUAAUCAUACACACAUACGCACAUGUAUCUCUAUAUGAAUAUAUAUAUAUAUAUGUUUGUACAAA
Molecule: messenger RNA, 811 nt
Organism: Venturia canescens
Lineage: Eukaryota; Metazoa; Arthropoda; Insecta; Hymenoptera; Ichneumonidae
Product: cyclin-dependent kinases regulatory subunit-like
Exons: 3
Coding region: 200-478 (92 amino acids)
Biological process (GO): regulation of mitotic cell cycle
Cellular component (GO): cyclin-dependent protein kinase holoenzyme complex; SCF ubiquitin ligase complex
Molecular function (GO): protein kinase binding; ubiquitin binding; histone binding
Source: RefSeq, a predicted model, not a curated record